UUCUACAAUCCUUCAUUCCCAAACAUCGCACAGGGGAAAGUGUUAGUUUUACCCAUGAUACAAUGAUCAGGCGGUUGGCGUUUCUUUUCCUCCUCCUCGCCUUCUCGUCGGGAGAAGAUAGGAACACGGGGCCGUUCAACACCCCUAAGCCGGUGUCGAAGCUGCAGAACGCCUUGAAGACGGACGUCUUCAAACUGGGCCCCUCGGACAAAAAUAAGCUCGCGAUGAGAAACGAGACGGACUUGAGCUCACUUUUGGAUAUCUACAACCCUUACAGGCUCGCAAAAAUUUGGAACGCCGUUGUGGACAACAAUUCCACCUGCUAUAGACAAAUGGAGGCUUAUCUCAAAAAUCUCGUCGACGGUGACCUCUGGGCAUUGCAGAUGUCUGAUGCCAGUGGAAGGUACAACGGAGGCUUUUUCUGGGGUAACGGAUAUUGGAUGGGGUCGGCGACGCAGUGCAAGAACAUGGACCCCAGUCCACCUUUCCAGGUUUCUUUUUUCGUCGUCAAAGCUCACGUUCAACUCAACUCAACGCUGACACCGAAUACCCACAGCCAACUGAUCGGACUGUGCCUUCCGCUGUCUUGUACGAGGAAUGAGGUCGUCGACAUUGUCAAGCUGUCGGUGAACGACGGGGAUGUCAACAAUGCGAGGACGGUCGAUGUGUCAGUCGUCAAAAGUCCACAUGAUAUUUACUACCCGUUUAAAGACGUAACAUUCUGGAUUUUGAUCUCGAUCACAAGUAUCAUAAUUGUGCUAGCCGCCUGUGGUACACUGGUUGAAUUAUACGAAGAGCACGAAGCGAAGAAGAGGAAAAGAUCAAAAUACGUCUAUGACAAUUUGACCUACGAGAUUACAAAAAACCAGCAAGACGUUAUUACCGGUGCAGUUAAAAUACCAGCAGGGGCCAACAAUAAUGAAAAUAGUGAAGCUGAAUCAUCUGAGAGGAACUCAGUUAACAGUGAAGAAAUCACAAGCCCUUUCAGUGGAAUUUGGAAAGAGAUCAUCCUGGCAUUUUCUGUCAAGAGAAACAUAUCAACCAUUUGCGACAAAUCUGUUGGUGAUGAUACCAUUCCAACCAUCCACGGUCUUCGGUCGAUCAGCAUGGCCUGGGUCAUACUUGGUCACACUUGUAUAAAUGCUUUUAAAUACUCAGACAACAUGGCCUACAGGCAGUUAGUCGAAAAAGAAAUAGCAUUCCAGACGAUUAACAAUGGGCCAUAUUCUGUCGAUACAUUUUUCUUUAUUAGCGGACUUCUUGUGUCUUUUCUGUAUUUUCGAACAACGGCUAAACACGACAUGAAUAAAUUAAUGAGAGCGACAGGAUUGAAAUCAAACAUACUGCAAUUUUUUGGAAUGAUACUGUAUAGAUUCGCCAGGUUGACUGCACCGUAUUUCUUCAUACUUGGAUGCGUACAGGUGACGAUGAACUGGUACCACCAUAAUUCAUUGUUUGAAACGCCGACAAAUGACUAUGAAAACUGUCCAAAAUACUGGUGGAGGAACCUGCUUUACAUCAACACUCUUUUCCCCGUUCAAGAAAUGUGUAUGCUGUGGAGUUGGUAUUUGGCUGAUGAUACCCAAUUUUACAUUGUCGGAGCGUUGCUUUUGAUUAUUGCUGUCAAGCACUUCCGAGUAGCACUUGGUUUAAUGGUGACCUUAUUAGCCAGUUCCUGGUUUACAACUGCUAUUAUCGCUUAUUUUAACAAUCACGUGCCAAAUCAAGACGAUCCCUUUGCUCUGUUUGACAAAAUUUAUGACAAACCGUGGACAAGGCUUGGACCGUAUUUGAUCGGAAUGGCAGUUGGGUGGAUCCUCUUCAAGACAGAUUGCAAACUUAAGAUGACAAAGUUGACAGUUUUGAUCGGAUGGGUCGCUUCAUCGGGCCUUCUACUUUUCCUGGUUUACGGCCUGUUUGGAAGCAAACUGACCCUGCUGUCAGCCGCGGCGUACUCAUCAUUGUCACACUCUGCAUGGGCGUUGGCUCUAGCUUGGAUCGUCAUCGCAUGUUCUACUGGUUAUGGAGGUUACGUGAAUAAAUUAUUAUCGUCAAGUAUAUUAUACCCGUUCAGUCGAGUUACUUACUGUGCCUAUCUUGUACAUCCUAUUGUUAUAAGGACAUUUACCAUGAGAUUGGAAACACCACUACACUUAAGCCCUGAAAUGGUGGUCAUUACAUUUUCUGGACAUUUUCUAAUGUCAUACCUGAUUGCUUUUGUUGUAUCGGUCCUGUACGAAGCACCGGUCGUCUCACUCUUGAGGUUAAUUUCACCCAAAAGGAGGAAAGCAAAGUAAAACGGUUCAGAUCUUCGACCCAUAAUCUUAAUUUUCUUUUCUUUUAAAUCAAAGCCAAAUUUGUAAAAUUGGUUUGUACAUUUUCUUGACUGUCUAUACUUAAUUGUAAAUAGUAGAUUCUAUGUGUUUUCUUAGCCGCC
This is a messenger RNA of Cimex lectularius (bed bug), 2437 nucleotides long. Its product is annotated as nose resistant to fluoxetine protein 6. The transcript is spliced from 14 exons. Bases 63 to 2297 code for a protein of 744 amino acids. Lineage: Eukaryota; Metazoa; Arthropoda; Insecta; Hemiptera; Cimicidae. The record is from RefSeq and is a predicted model, not a curated record. Gene Ontology annotation, molecular function: acyltransferase activity, transferring groups other than amino-acyl groups.